ACCUGGCUGCGGUCUGGUGGGAACAUAUGCUACCUGUCAAUAUUAGGGUGAUGUGAAUGUAAUUCGGGUGAGGUCAAGUAUGAUAUAUGUUGGUGUCUAGCAUCACAUCAUAGCGCCGGAGGGAACAAUUUUAUUGGGUACACGAUGUUUAAGAAUUUAAGGAAGAAAAUAGCUGAAGAGGUUGGGCAGCCAGCUGCGCGGUUGCCUGUACAACAAUUAUCGCAGUUGAUUUCAGGGGACAACCGAGAUGGUGCAGGCCUGGACAGCAGCGCCUUCACCCUAGAUGAUGAUGCCGAGUCCCUGGCGGCCGAGCCGCGGGGCGCAGCGGCCUCGCUGACGGCGGCCACCACGGCCGGCGCUCGCCUCCGGCAGAACUCGACCGCCUCGUCAACGGUCAGCGAAUCGCCGUAUCAUCCGGCCGCUCGCCGGGCUGCACCCCACAUGGAGCUCGAGUCGGGCAGCGAGGUCAGCUCGCUGGUCGGCCUCGGCGCCGUCUCCAAGGAGCAGAUGUUGCAGAGCUACCAGCGCAUGCGCGCCAAGUACAACAAGUACCGCGGUCGCUACACCGACCUGGCACGCGCCUUCCACGCGCUGGAGAACGACAAUGAGAAGCUGCGGGCCACGCAGCGCGAGACGGAGGAGCGCGCGCAGCGGCGCGCCGCUGAGCUGCGUGAACAGUGCGCCCUGGAGCAGCAGGCCAAGGCGCACCUGGAGGAGGCGCUGCGCACCGACCUCGAGGAGCGCGACGAGCUGGUCAAGCUGCUCAAUAUGAAGGUGCAGCUGCUGAAGGAGGGUCGGACGGAAGAGGAGCCGGCUCCGUCCCAGAAUGGCUCCGACCAGGCCCCGACCCCGGCCUCUCCACCAGCCCCGUCCGCAGAGGCCGACCAGCUCAGAGACAAGGUCAAGCAUUUGGAGGAGCUGCUGACGAAGUGCAGGGAGAACAUCAAGCUCAACAAGUCGCGCACGGCCACCCUGGUGGCGGAGAAGACGCAGCUGCAGACGCUGCUGACGGAGGAGAAGCGCCAGCUGGACGCGACCCAGGAGGCGCACAAGAGCGAGUUGGAGCGGCUGGAGGCGAUCGUGGGGGAGCUGCGCCGCACCAUGGCCUCCACGCAGCACCAGGCGCAGGAGAACGCCAUGAGCACCGCCGAGCAGAAGGCCCAGAUGCACCAGGAGCUCGAGCAGAAGGAGACCCAGGUUAAACGCCUACAGGACGAGACAGAAUCCAAACGAAAGUCGCUGGAGCAGCUACAAACACGAGUUGCCGCCCUCGAAACUGAAACGACUCAGCUGCGCGACACGCACAAGCGGCAGCUGGAGGAGCUGGAGCGCCUGUCGGAGGAGGAGAAGGCCGGCCUGGUCCAGGAGCUGUCACGCGCGAAGCAAGAGGCGCUGCGCGUGCUGGAGCAGGAGCUGGAGUCGCGGCUGGCCGAGGAGUGGGGCCGCCGGCUGCACCUGCGCGAGGAGGAGCUGCGCGCCGAGAUUCGCGAGAAGGAGAGCCAGCUGGAGCUGGCGGCCGAGGAGCAGCAGCUGGCGGCCAGCGCCGCCGCCGCCGGCGGACACCAGACGGCCCAGCGGGCGGAGCUCAUAGACACCAUCGACGGUCUGCGCACCGACCAGAUGGCGCUGGAGUCGCGGCUGCAGGGCUGCCAGCAGGCGCAGGCGCAGGCCGAGGCCCGACUGGAGCAGGCGCAGGUGCAGAUGGAGGAGGCUCGGAAGGAGGCCGAGGCUCGGAUUGAAGAGGCUCGGAAGAAGGUCGAGGCUCGGAUGGAAGAGGCUCGGAAAGAGGCCGAGGCUCAGGUGGAGGAGGCCCGAAAGGAGGUCGAGGCUCGUGUGGAGGGGGCUCGCAGCUCGGCUCUGGAGGAGGCUCGGAAGGAGGCUGAGGCUCGGGUGGAAGAGGCUCGGAAAGAGGCCGAGGCUCAGGUGGAGGAGGCUCGGAAGGGAGUCGAGACGCGACUUGAAGAGGCUCGGGUGGGGGAGGCUCGCAGCUCGGCUCUGGAGGAGGCACGGAAGGAGGCUGAGGCUCGCAUGGAAGAGGCGCGGAAGGAGGCUGAGGCUCGGGUGCAAGAGGCGCGAAAGGAGGCCGACGCCCGGGUGGAGGAGUUGGACCGGCAGCGGCAGGCGGCUGUGGAGGAGUUGGACCGGCAGCGCCAGGCAGCUGUGGAGCUGUCGCUCCAGACUUCCAGCCAGGAGAACAGUGCCAGGCUGGAAUCUCAGGCGCAGGCGGACGAGCUGCAGCGCCGUCUGACCAGCCUGAGCGAGGAGCAGGCUGCCACGCUGGCCGAGCUGGAGGCGGAGCGCGGCCGCGGCGCCGCUGACCGCCAGGAGCGCCAGCAGCUGCAGCUGCGCACCGAGAAGCUGUCGGGCGUGGUGCGCUCGCUCGAGGAGAGCCUGCGCGAGCUGACUGAGCAGUGUGGCCGCGACGCAGAGGUCCGCGCCGCCGCCGCCGCCGCCACGGCCGCUACGCCCGCCGCGCCCGCUGGCAGCCAGCUGGAUGAGCUGACCACGCUGCUGGACGACAACGCGGCGCGGCUGGCCGGCGUCACUGAGGAGGUGGGCGCGCUGCGGCUGGCCAAGCAGCAGCUGGAGGCUGAGGCGCUGCGCACGGCGCGCACGGACCUGGACGACGCACUGCGCACGGCGCGCAGCGAGCUCGAGUCGACGGUAAGCGACAUCAGCGACUUUGACGAGGUGUCCGAGGGUUACAGGACCGAGGCUGAGCGCCAGCGCGCCGAUGAGCUGCACGAGUCCAACGAGAGGCUGGCGGCACGCCUCUUCCAGAUGGAGAAGAUCGCGCUGCGCGUCGAGCUGGCGGAGAACGAGAACGAAAACCUGAAGAGCGAGCUGGCGUACGAGCGCGAGCGCGGCAAGAAGCAGCGCGACCGUGUCAAGCAGCUCAAGAGCUUGCACGAGGUGACCAAGGACGAGGUGAGCGGUAUGCAGGCCGACUUCAGUCUCGUGCACGAUGAGAUGGGCAAGAUCCGCGCCACGCUGACGGCGCGGCUGGAGCGCGUGCAGGAGCAGAACCGCUCGCUGGAGCUUCUACAGUCCAAGCUGGAUCAGGCGAUGCGCGAAAAGAGCGCGCUCAAGGAGCAGCUGGAGAGCGGCAUCGAGCGCAAAGAGCGUGAGCAGGCGCAGAUGCUACAGGCGCUGGACAAGCUGGGAAACGAGAUCGAGACGUACAAGACGGAGUGGGACGCGGUCGACGGCGUCGACACAUCGUCACCGGAGGGCAGCGAGGCCGGCGAGGACCAGGUGGUGGCGCUGCGCCAGGAGGUGGGCGGCUUGCAGAAGGUGUCGGAGACGUACCGCCUUCAGAUGGCCGGCCUUCAGGCCGAGGUGGAGGAGGCGGCGCGACAGCGUCAGCUGCUCGAGCUGGAGAAGAAGUGCCUGCAGGACCGGCUGCAGCAGCAGCUGCGCGACAAGGAAGACGUGUCGCUCAAGAUGGACGCGCUAUGUUCCGACACGAACUCAGUGCUCGUGCAGCUGCGCGAGGAGAACGGCCAGCUGCGGGCGCGCGCCGAGGCCGAGCAGGCGCGCAGUGCACAGCUGGCUGCCCAGCUGGCGGAGGUCGAGCGCGACCAUAAGCAGGUGAGCCGCCAGAUCGAGGACGCCGGCCUGGAGAAGGACACGCUGGCGACGCGCAUCGCCCUGUUCAAGACCCAGCUGAAGGAGCAGGCCGAACUGAUCGACUGCUACAAGUACGAGGUGGGGACGCUGAAGCAGAACUACGACAACCUCGACUCGGAGGUGAAGCGGCAGGAGGAGCUGGCGACCUCGCUGCGAGCCAUCAACGAGGAGAUCGAUAGGAAGUUGAGCGCCGAAAAAGAGCUUAAAAAAAACUUCGAGGACAAACUCAGUCAGAAGCUGACAGAAAUGGCGCAGCUUCAAGCUAGUCAUGACGCGCUCAGGGGUAAGAAUGCGUGCUUAGAGGAGCAGUUAGCGAGUGCGAGUGUUGAGUCUGAAGUCCCUCCCUUAGUUAAAGUGCUGCGGGGGGAGAAGGAGGCGUUGUCAAGCCAGCUGGAGGGCUGUGAGGAGCGGUGGCGGGCCGCGUCUGCCGAGCUGCUGCUCCAGCAGACGCGUCUGCACGAGUCAGAGCGGCAGAACGCUGACUGCCAGCGUCAGGUGGAGUCCGUGACGCAGCUGAAGGAGGUGCUGGAGACACGCUGCUCGGAGGCGGAGCAGGAGGCGGCUGCGCUGAAGAAGAAGCUGGAGGAGGCCCACGUGGAGAUGAUUCAUCUCAAGGCGCUGCAGAGCGCGUCCGAGGACAGGGUGGAGAAGCUGACGCAGGACGUUCUGAACCAGGCAUCUGGGCUGGCGCUGCAGGACGAGGUAAUCGUGGAGAAAGGCAGGGAGCUGACCGAGCUCACUGUCAAGUCUCUGGACCAGGCUGCUGAGAACGCCGGUGUUCGCGGCUCGCCGCCCCUGCAGGGCGUCCAGCUGGAGCGCAGCCGACUGAACGCCGAGUUCGAGGCGCUGCAGCUGGUGUACGAGAAUACGUCCAUGACGCUGGAGGCCAGCUCUGAGCGGCUCAAGCGCGCGGAGGACGACCGGGCGCACCUGCGCCGCGUGGUGGACAACCAGCGCGACGAGCUGGCUGGCAAGAGCGAGGAGUUCGAGGAGCGGCUGCAGGAGUACCUGCGCGAGAUCACCAACAAGAACGAGGAGAUCACCGUCUUCCUGACCGAGCUGAAGCAGAACCAGGACGAGAUGGACGACGCCAAGGCGAGCGUCGGCCAGCUGCAGGACAUCAUCCGCACCAAGGAGAGCACGCUGCGCACGCUCAGCGCCGAGCUGGCCACCGCCAAGAGUCGGGCGCAGACGCAGAACGAGCGCUUCCUGGCGCGCGAGGCCGAGCUCACGCGCAAGCUGCAGGAGGAGAAGGAGAUGUUCAUCAGCCAGCUGACGGAGGUGCGCGAGACGAUGCGCUCCUCCAUCGGCACCAUGCAGGCCAAGAUCCAGCAGCUGAACGAGCUGCUCAAGAGCCAGGAUCUGAAGCACCACGUGGAGCUGAGCCGCGUGCGCUGCGAGUACGAGCAGCAGCUGGACGAGCUGCAGCAGGCGCUGGCGGGCGUGCGCAGCCAGUGCGAGCUGGCCAUCGACGAGCUGAUCUCAUCGCACCGGAGCCAGCUGGACGAGCUGACGCACCAGCGCAGCGAGCGCGCCCUGGCCGAGGAGCACCGCGAGGAGCUGGCGGCGCUGGUGCGCAGCCAGAGCUACCGGGCCGAUUCGACGCCCGAGAGGGAGGAGUGCCUAGAGAAGUCGACGAGAUCCGGCGACUGGAGGCGUCGGCCGCCGCGCUGCACGCGCGAGUUGGCCGCGCCGAGGAGGCCCGACGGCCAGCGGCAGGCGCAGCUGGCUGAUCUCCAGGACGCUGCCGAUCAGCUGCAGACCAGGUUAGUGGAGGCGGAGCGCGGCGCCAGCCUGCUGCGCGCGAAAGCGGACGUGCAGGCCGAGCGGGAGAAGGACGGCGCCCGCGGCGAAGCUGAGGCGCUGCGCACGGCGCGCACGGACCUGGACGACGCACUGCGCACGGCGCGCAGCGAGCUCGAGUCGACGGUAAGCGACAUCAGCGACUUUGACGAGGUGUCCGAGGGUUACAGGACCGAGGCUGAGCGCCAGCGCGCCGAUGAGCUGCACGAGUCCAACGAGAGGCUGGCGGCACGCCUCUUCCAGAUGGAGAAGAUCGCGCUGCGCGUCGAGCUGGCGGAGAACGAGAACGAAAACCUGAAGAGCGAGCUGGCGUACGAGCGCGAGCGCGGCAAGAAGCAGCGCGACCGUGUCAAGCAGCUCAAGAGCUUGCACGAGGUGACCAAGGACGAGGUGAGCGGUAUGCAGGCCGACUUCAGUCUCGUGCACGAUGAGAUGGGCAAGAUCCGCGCCACGCUGACGGCGCGGCUGGAGCGCGUGCAGGAGCAGAACCGCUCGCUGGAGCUUCUACAGUCCAAGCUGGAUCAGGCGAUGCGCGAAAAGAGCGCGCUCAAGGAGCAGCUGGAGAGCGGCAUCGAGCGCAAAGAGCGUGAGCAGGCGCAGAUGCUACAGGCGCUGGACAAGCUGGGAAACGAGAUCGAGACGUACAAGACGGAGUGGGACGCGGUCGACGGCGUCGACACAUCGUCACCGGAGGGCAGCGAGGCCGGCGAGGACCAGGUGGUGGCGCUGCGCCAGGAGGUGGGCGGCUUGCAGAAGGUGUCGGAGACGUACCGCCUUCAGAUGGCCGGCCUUCAGGCCGAGGUGGAGGAGGCGGCGCGACAGCGUCAGCUGCUCGAGCUGGAGAAGAAGUGCCUGCAGGACCGGCUGCAGCAGCAGCUGCGCGACAAGGAAGACGUGUCGCUCAAGAUGGACGCGCUAUGUUCCGACACGAACUCAGUGCUCGUGCAGCUGCGCGAGGAGAACGGCCAGCUGCGGGCGCGCGCCGAGGCCGAGCAGGCGCGCAGUGCACAGCUGGCUGCCCAGCUGGCGGAGGUCGAGCGCGACCAUAAGCAGGUGAGCCGCCAGAUCGAGGACGCCGGCCUGGAGAAGGACACGCUGGCGACGCGCAUCGCCCUGUUCAAGACCCAGCUGAAGGAGCAGGCCGAACUGAUCGACUGCUACAAGUACGAGGUGGGGACGCUGAAGCAGAACUACGACAACCUCGACUCGGAGGUGAAGCGGCAGGAGGAGCUGGCGACCUCGCUGCGAGCCAUCAACGAGGAGAUCGAUAGGAAGUUGAGCGCCGAAAAAGAGCUUAAAAAAAACUUCGAGGACAAACUCAGUCAGAAGCUGACAGAAAUGGCGCAGCUUCAAACGCGUCUGCACGAGUCAGAGCGGCAGAACGCUGACUGCCAGCGUCAGGUGGAGUCCGUGACGCAGCUGAAGGAGGUGCUGGAGACACGCUGCUCGGAGGCGGAGCAGGAGGCGGCUGCGCUGAAGAAGAAGCUGGAGGAGGCCCACCUGGAGCGCAGCCGACUGAACGCCGAGUUCGAGGCGCUGCAGCUGGUGUACGAGAAUACGUCCAUGACGCUGGAGGCCAGCUCUGAGCGGCUCAAGCGCGCGGAGGACGACCGGGCGCACCUGCGCCGCGUGAGCGAGGAGUUCGAGGAGCGGCUGCAGGAGUACCUGCGCGAGAUCACCAACAAGAACGAGGAGAUCACCGUCUUCCUGACCGAGCUGAAGCAGAACCAGGACGAGAUGGACGACGCCAAGGCGAGCGUCGGCCAGCUGCAGGACAUCAUCCGCACCAAGGAGAGCACGCUGCGCACGCUCAGCGCCGAGCUGGCCACCGCCAAGAGUCGGGCGCAGACGCAGAACGAGCGCUUCCUGGCGCGCGAGGCCGAGCUCACGCGCAAGCUGCAGGAGGAGAAGGAGAUGUUUCAUCAGCCAGCCAAGAUCCAGCAGCUGAACGAGCUGCUCAAGAGCCAGGAUCUGAAGCACCACGUGGAGCUGAGCCGCGUGCGCUGCGAGUACGAGCAGCAGCUGGACGAGCUGCAGCAGGCCUGA
Molecule: messenger RNA, 7479 nt
Organism: Pollicipes pollicipes
Lineage: Eukaryota; Metazoa; Arthropoda; Thecostraca; Pollicipedomorpha; Pollicipedidae
Product: A-kinase anchor protein 9
Exons: 27
Coding region: 145-7479 (2444 amino acids)
Source: RefSeq, a predicted model, not a curated record